Messenger RNA from Alexandromys fortis (reed vole), 5403 nucleotides. It is a transcript of the gene Lamc1, whose product is annotated as laminin subunit gamma 1. NCBI's taxonomy places the organism in Eukaryota, Metazoa, Chordata, Mammalia, Rodentia, Cricetidae. Bases 138 to 4961 code for a protein of 1607 amino acids. The record is from RefSeq and is a predicted model, not a curated record. Gene Ontology annotation, biological process: tissue development; animal organ morphogenesis; substrate adhesion-dependent cell spreading. Gene Ontology annotation, cellular component: basement membrane. The transcript has 28 exons.
CUUCGCCCAGGACGCCCACCCAUCGGCUCUGCGCCCGGUUCUCGGCCGCCAGCCCGGUCCACAGCCCGGCCUCGGCCCGCAGCGGAGGAGCAGCCUCGGGGCACCCCAGCCUUCGCCGAGGGCCCGAGCGUGGUGGGAUGACGGGCGGCGGGCGGGCCGAAGUGGCCCUGCGGCCCCGGGGGCGGCUGUGGCCGCUGCUCGCUGUGCUGGCGGCUGCGGCGGGCUGUGUCCGGGCGGCCAUGGACGAGUGCGUGGAUGAGGGCGGCCGGCCGCAGCGCUGCAUGCCGGAGUUUGUUAAUGCCGCCUUCAAUGUGACCGUGGUGGCUACCAACACGUGUGGGACUCCGCCCGAGGAGUACUGCGUGCAGACUGGGGUGACCGGAGUCACCAAGUCCUGUCACCUGUGCGACGCCGGCCAACUCCACCUGCAGCACGGGGCAGCCUUCCUGACCGACUACAACAACCAGGCCGACACCACCUGGUGGCAAAGCCAGACCAUGCUGGCCGGGGUGCAGUACCCCAACUCCAUCAACCUCACGCUGCACCUGGGAAAGGCUUUUGACAUCACUUACGUGCGUCUCAAGUUCCACACCAGCCGCCCGGAGAGCUUCGCCAUCUACAAGCGCACUCGGGAGGAUGGGCCCUGGAUUCCUUACCAGUACUACAGCGGCUCCUGCGAGAACACCUACUCCAAGGCCAACCGUGGCUUCAUCAGGACCGGAGGGGACGAGCAGCAGGCCCUGUGCACUGACGAAUUCAGUGACAUUUCCCCCCUCACCGGGGGCAACGUGGCCUUUUCAACCCUGGAAGGAAGGCCGAGUGCCUACAACUUUGACAACAGCCCUGUGCUGCAGGAAUGGGUAACUGCUACUGACAUCAGAGUAACACUCAAUCGCCUGAACACUUUUGGAGAUGAAGUGUUUAACGACCCCAAAGUUCUCAAGUCCUACUAUUAUGCAAUCUCAGACUUCGCAGUGGGCGGCAGGUGUAAGUGUAACGGACAUGCCAGUGAGUGUGUAAAGAAUGAAUUUGGCAAACUGGUGUGCAAUUGCAAACAUAACACAUAUGGAGUUGACUGUGAGAAGUGCCUGCCUUUCUUCAAUGACCGGCCGUGGAGGAGGGCGACCGCCGAGAGCGCCAGCGAAUGCCUGCCCUGUGACUGCAAUGGUCGAUCCCAAGAAUGCUACUUUGACCCUGAGCUCUACCGUUCAACUGGACAUGGUGGCCACUGUACCAACUGCCGGGAUAACACCGAUGGUGCCAAGUGUGAGAGGUGCCGGGAGAACUUCUUCCGCCUGGGGAACACUGAAGCCUGCUCUCCAUGCCACUGCAGUCCUGUUGGUUCUCUCAGCACACAGUGUGACAAUUACGGCAGAUGCAGCUGCAAGCCAGGAGUGAUGGGUGACAAGUGUGACCGCUGCCAGCCUGGAUUCCAUUCCCUCACCGAGGCGGGAUGCAGGCCAUGCUCCUGUAACCCGUCCGGCAGCACAGAUGAAUGUAAUGUCGAAACAGGAAGAUGUGUCUGCAAAGACAACGUCGAAGGCUUCAGCUGUGAGAGAUGCAAGCCUGGAUUCUUCAAUCUGGAAUCAUCUAAUCCUAAGGGUUGCACACCCUGCUUCUGCUUCGGGCAUUCCUCCGUGUGCACAAAUGCUGCUGGCUACAGUGUUUACGACAUCUCCUCCACCUUUCAGAUUGAUGAGGAUGGGUGGCAUGUGGAACAAAGAGAUGGCUCGGAGGCAUCUCUUGAGUGGUCCUCAGAUAGGCAGGACAUCGCCGUGAUCUCAGACAGUUACUUUCCUAGGUACUUCAUCGCCCCUGCCAAGUUCCUGGGUAACCAGGUUCUGAGUUAUGGGCAGAACCUUUCCUUCUCCUUCCGAGUGGACAGACGGGACACUCGCCUCUCUGCAGAAGAUCUCGUGCUUGAGGGAGCUGGCUUGAGAGUUUCCGUGCCCUUGAUCGCCCAGGGCAAUUCCUAUCCUAGUGAGACUGCUGUGAAGUACAUCUUCAGGCUCCAUGAAGCAACAGAUUACCCUUGGAGGCCCACUCUCUCCCCCUUUGAAUUUCAGAAGCUCCUAAACAACUUGACCUCCAUCAAGAUCCGAGGCACAUACAGUGAGAGGAGUGCUGGAUAUUUGGAUGACGUCACCUUGGCAAGUGCUCGUCCUGGGCCCGGAGUCCCUGCAACUUGGGUGGAGUCCUGCACCUGUCCCGUGGGGUAUGGAGGGCAGUUCUGUGAGAUGUGCCUCUCAGGCUACAGAAGAGAAACUCCGAGUCUUGGACCUUACAGCCCAUGUGUGCUCUGUACCUGCAAUGGACACAGUGAGACCUGUGACCCCGAGACAGGUGUCUGCAACUGCAGAGACAAUACAGAUGGCCCUCACUGUGAGAAGUGCAGUGACGGAUACUAUGGAGAUUCAACCCUGGGUACCUCCUCUGACUGCCAGCCUUGUCCCUGCCCUGGUGGCUCAAGUUGUGCCGUUGUUCCCAAGACAAAGGAAGUGGUGUGCACGCACUGUCCAACUGGCACAGCCGGCAAGAGAUGUGAGCUGUGUGAUGACGGCUACUUUGGAGACCCUCUGGGCAGCAGUGGGCCCGUGAGACUUUGCCGUCCAUGCCAGUGUAACGACAACAUAGACCCCAAUGCGGUUGGCAACUGCAACCGCCUGACAGGAGAGUGUCUGAAGUGCAUCUACAACACCGCCGGCUUCUACUGCGACCGAUGCAAAGAAGGGUUUUUCGGCAACCCCCUGGCUCCCAAUCCUGCAGACAAAUGCAAAGCCUGCGCCUGCAAUCCCUACGGGACGGUGCAGCAACAGAGCAGCUGUAACCCCGUGACUGGGCAGUGUGAGUGUCUGCCUCAUGUGUCGGGCCGGGACUGUGGCGCUUGUGACCCUGGCUUCUACAACCUGCAGAGUGGACAAGGCUGUGAGAGGUGUGACUGCCAUGCUUUGGGUUCCACCAACGGGCAGUGUGACAUCCGCACUGGUCAGUGUGAGUGCCAGCCUGGCAUCACUGGUCAGCACUGUGAGCGCUGUGAGACCAACCACUUCGGAUUUGGCCCUGAAGGCUGCAAACCUUGUGACUGCCACCACGAAGGGUCCCUUUCACUCCAGUGUAAAGACGAUGGCCGCUGUGAAUGCAGGGAAGGCUUUGUGGGAAAUCGCUGUGACCAAUGUGAAGAGAACUAUUUCUAUAAUCGCUCUUGGCCUGGCUGCCAGGAGUGCCCAGCUUGUUACCGACUGGUGAAGGAUAAGGUUGCUGAGCAUCGAGUGAAACUCCAGGAGUUAGAGAGCCUCAUAGCAAACCUCGGGACCGGGGACGAGACGGUGACGGACCAAGCCUUUGAGGACAGACUGAAGGAGGCAGAGAGAGAGGUCACAGACCUCCUCCGUGAGGCUCAGGAGGUCAAAGAUGUAGAUCAGAAUUUGAUGGAUCGCCUUCAGAGGGUGAAUAGCAGUCUACAUAGCCAAAUUAGCCGAUUGCAGAACAUCCGGAAUACUAUAGAAGAGACUGGGGUCUUGGCUGAACAAGCACGGUUCCGCGUGGAGAGUACGGAGCAGCUGAUUGAGAUUGCCUCCAGGGAGCUUGAGAAAGCAAAAAUGGCUGCUGCCAAUGUGUCAAUCACUCAGCCAGAGUCUACAGGGGAACCAAACAACAUGACGCUGUUGGCAGAAGAGGCCCGAAGGCUUGCAGAGCGCCACAAACAGGAAGCUGACGACAUUGUCCGAGUGGCAAAGACAGCCAAUGAGACUUCGGCUGAGGCCUAUAAUCUGCUUUUGAGGACCCUGGAAGGAGAGAACCAAACAGCAUUUGAGAUCGAAGAGCUUAAUAGGAAGUAUGAGCAAGCAAAGAACAUCUCUCAGGACCUGGAGAAGCAGGCUGCCCGAGUCCAUGAGGAAGCCAAGCGGGCGGGUGACAAAGCUGUAGAGAUCUAUGCCAGUGUGGCCCAGCUGACCCCUGUGGACUCUGAGGCGCUGGAGAAUGAAGCAAAUAAAAUCAAGAAGGAAGCUGCGGAUCUAGACCGUCUAAUUGACCAGAAGCUGAAGGACUAUGAGGACCUUCGGGAAGACAUGAGAGGGAAGGAAAAUGAAGUAAAGAACCUUCUAGAGAAGGGAAAAGCUGAGCAGCAGACGGCUGACCAACUCCUAGCUCGAGCUGACGCUGCCAAGGCUCUUGCUGAAGAGGCUGCUAAAAAGGGACGAAAUACCUUACAAGAAGCCAAUGACAUUCUCAACAACCUCAAAGAUUUUGAUAGACGUGUGAAUGAUAACAAGACAGCUGCAGAGGAGGCUCUCAGGAGGAUUCCCGCCAUCAACCGGACCAUAGCUGAGGCCAAUCAGAAGACACGGGAGGCACAGCUGGCCCUGGGCAACGCUGCAGCCGAUGCCACGGAGGCCAAGACCAAAGCCCACGAGGCAGAGAGGAUCGCCAGCGCCGUGCAGAAGAAUGCCACCGGCACCAAGGCCGACGCCGAGAGAACCUUUGCAGAAGUGACGGAUCUGGAUAACGAGGUGAACAUUAUGUUGAGGCAACUGGAGGAAGCAGAAAAUGAGCUGAAGAGGAAACAAGACGAUGCUGACCAGGACAUGAUGAUGGCGGGGAUGGCUUCACAGGCUGCUCAGGAAGCUGAGCUCAAUGCCAGAAAAGCCAAAAACUCCGUUAGCAGCCUCCUCGGCCAACUGACUGACCUCCUGGAGCAGCUAGGACAGCUGGACACCGUGGACCUGAACAAGCUGAAUGAGAUCGAGGGCACCCUGAACAAAGCCAAGGACGAAAUGAAGGUCAGCGAUCUGGACAGGAAGGUGGCUGACCUAGAGAAUGAAGCCCGGAAGCAGGAGGCAGCCAUCAUGGACUAUAACCGAGACAUAGACGAGAUCAUAAAGGACAUUCACAACCUGGAGGACAUCAAGAAGACCCUACCGUCCGGCUGCUUUAACACCCCGUCCAUUGAGAAGCCCUAGUGACCAGAGGGCCGUAAGGCAGUGCCCCCAGAAGGGGAGCCCGUGAGGCCACAGUGCCUUGACACAGAGAUUACACUUUUCAGACCCCCCCACCUCUCUGCUGCUCUCCAUCACUGUCCUUGUGAACACAAAAAGUCGGAGUUUAAAGAGGAGCAGGUUAAACAUCCUGAACCAGGAACAAAGGGUUUGGCCUAAUAAAGUCUCUUCCAUUCACGUCAGCCCUUUACCCAGCAACCUUACGCCAAGGCAGACCCCUCCCCUUCCCUCCUCUCAACACCAGCAGAACCUAUCUCCGUUCUCAUGUUUCUAUGAAGGAAAUGUUUGGCUCCUCAUCAUAGCAUUGAGAUGGCCAGUAUGCCCCGUCUGUGGAUAACGAAAGUGCCUCCGCAUCUUCAGCCUCCUCUUUUAAACAAAAGGAAAUAAACACCUUGUGCCAAAGGUA